Messenger RNA from Ceratitis capitata (Mediterranean fruit fly), 1645 nucleotides. RefSeq names its product stress response protein NST1. The record is from RefSeq and is a predicted model, not a curated record. Bases 126 to 1553 code for a protein of 475 amino acids. NCBI's taxonomy places the organism in Eukaryota, Metazoa, Arthropoda, Insecta, Diptera, Tephritidae. The transcript has a single exon.
AAUUUUUCUCACGUUCAGACAAAUUUUAUAUUUUUUGUAAGAUUUUUUUUUUUGAGGAAAAUAAUUUUAUACCAAAUUUUUUUAAACUCGCAAAAAGUAUUUUACGCAAACUUUAAACCAACAAAAUGCUGUCGGAAAAGGAUAAAGCAAAUAAUUAUUUUUUCAACCGUACAGAUCGAAGAAGUCUGCACACACAGCUUAAAGAUCUUGUGCAAACCGCGUUAGACGUUGCGGCAAAGGAACUGAAUCAACGACGAAAGAAACUACGCCGUAUGCUCGAGAGAGAGGAUAAAAUUUAUGAAGAGGAAUUCGCCAGUAAAGUCAAGUCACGCAUAGACGAGGAUAUAAAAACGCGCAAAGCGGCUUUGUUCAAGAUCAAAGAGCAGCGCAGUCAGUAUGAUAAAGAGUUCUUGGAUAAGAAAAAUAUACAGUUACAUUUCGAGAACUGCCAUGAAAUACGCGAGGCUUUGAGACUCAAAGAGACGCAGCGAACAAAGGAGAUACACCUGGAGCAAAUGGUGGAAAAGAAGCGUGCCCUUAUGCGAGAGCGCCAAUUGGACGAGUAUUGGUGUAAAGUGCCCGACGCAAAUGCACAGCAUUACGACAAACGCCAGGCGGAGGAAAACCAGAUGAAAUGUAAUUUAAAGCGCAAAAUGCGUUGCUUGCUGGAGGAGCAAAUUGAAAUGCACAAGAAACAGGAAGAGUGUCAACGCGAGCAAAAGCGAGUAGAAGCCAAAGAGUUAGCCAAAGUAGCAGAACAGAUGCGUUUGGAGGAGCUCGAUCGAGUGGAUCUCGGCAAACCGGCAAAGACGCAGGAAUACCGCGAGGAGCUGCUUGCAAUGAUUGCCAAAAAUAAAGCCACACGUGACGCUGAGAAGUGUGCGCGCAUAGAAGAGCAUAGUCAACUAAUGCGCAAAGUAGCACAAGAGCAACGGGAUGAAAGCGCAUCAAUCAAACAACACAAGCGCGCCGUUUACAACGCCACAAUAGAAUAUAUCGACUAUGCGCAGAGAAUGCGUAAAUUGAAGCAAGAUGCAGAAAAUAUGCGCCAGUCGCGCACAGACGAUUUGCGGCACGUGGAUAUUUGCACCAAGAGCAAUAUACAGCGCGAGCUCCAGCAAAAAGCGGAAGUAGCAGCGCUCUGCUACGCUGAGUUACGACACCAAAUGAACGAGGAGCAUGAGCGACGCCUACGUGACAUCGCGGAGCAACGUGAAGAGAAAAUAAUCGAAAAUCGUUUUGCGCGCCCAGAAAAGACACGCGCCGAAAUAACGGCCGAGCGUUUCAAGACGCGCAAGCAACUAGAUGAACAGUUAGCCGAAAAUGCGCGCAUACAUGCUGAACAAGAAGCGAAAUAUAAUGCAGAAUUGAAACUCGCACCGAAUGAUCCGGAGUUCUGUAAGCAACUAGCGGAAAAGUAUUUAAGUGCGGGCAUCGACUACUUACCGCCGCACGCCAAUUGGCUAAUAUAUGCGUGUCCACAGCAAAAUUUUUCAGCUAAACAGAACGAGGCCAGUGCGGCAGGUGACCACAAGCGAGAUUUCGAGGACUGAGCGAAGCGGCGCGUGGUUCAAACCUGCUGAUAUGGAAGGGUUUAGCGUAAAGUUUUUUUUAUUUUUUUAUUUUCUAUAAAACAAUGAAAAAA